GUUAGUCCCUCAAAGCGGAAGUCGACCUCUUCUGCCCCGGAAGUGCAAGUUCGGAGGUCUUGCAGGUGGGGAUUCCGCCGGCAAGGCGGCUGCUUUCGAGAUGCCAGGGGCUGCCGCCAAGAGCUCGGAGUUGUCCGAGAGGAUCGAGAGUUUCGUGGAGGCACUGAAACGGGGCAGCGGGCGGCACAGCUCUGAGGACAUGGCCCGGGAGACCCUGGGACUGCUGCGCCGGAUCAUCACGGACUACCGCUGGAGCAACGCAGGGGAGCUGAUGGAACUGAUCCGCAGAGAAGGCCGGAGGAUGACGGCCGCGCAGCCCUCAGAGACCACCGUGGGCAACAUGGUGCGGAGAGUGCUCAGGAUCAUCCGGGAGGAGUAUGGCAGACUCCAUGGACGCAGCGACGAAAGAGAUCAGCAGGAGUCCCUGCACAAACUCUUGACGUCCGGGGGCCUGAGCGAGGAUUUCCGCUCUCAUUAUGCUGAACUCCAGUCCAACAUCAUUGAGGCAAUUAAUGAGCUGCUUGUGGAACUGGAAGGGACAACCGAGAACAUUGCAGCCCAGGCCCUGGAACACAUCCACUCCAAUGAGGUGAUCAUGACCAUUGGCUUCUCCCGAACAGUAGAGGCCUUCCUCAAAGAGGCAGCCCGAAAGAGGAAAUUCCAUGUCAUUGUGGCAGAGUGUGCUCCUUUCUGUCAGGGUCAUGAGAUGGCGGUCAAUUUGUCCAAAGCAGGUAUUGAGACAACUGUCAUGACUGAUGCUGCCAUUUUUGCUGUUAUGUCAAGAGUCAAUAAGGUGAUCAUUGGCACAAAGACCAUCCUGGCCAAUGGUGCUCUGAGAGCUGUGACAGGAACACAUACUUUAGCACUGGCAGCAAAACACCAUUCCACCCCACUCAUCGUCUGUGCUCCUAUGUUCAAACUUUCCCCACAGUUCCCCAAUGAAGAAGAUUCAUUUCACAAAUUUGUGGCCCCUGAAGAAGUCUUGCCUUUCACAGAAGGGGACAUUCUGGAGAAGGUCAGUGUUCACUGCCCCGUGUUUGACUACGUCCCCCCAGAGCUCAUUACCCUCUUUAUCUCCAACAUUGGGGGGAAUGCGCCGUCCUACAUCUACCGCCUGAUGAGUGAACUCUACCAUCCCGACGAUCACGUGCUAUGACCAGCGCUCGUCCUAAGCAGAAGCUGCUUAGGCAAACACACAAUGGAAAGGAGACUCCGGUGCUACGGCUGGAACGCAUCUUCCUUGUCAUGGGGGAGUGAGCUAGAGUCAACCUGAGAAAACUUGAUACUGUUUCCUGCCAUUUUAGUCAUCCCGUAACCAGGGCCCACAUCCAGGACUGUUUUGCCUUUCGGCUCUUAACAGAGCAGCAGGGCUUGACCUAUUGAUUUUGGAGCCUCUUACUGACUCGAGGCGUCUGUUUCAGGAACUUAAACUUUCCGGCUCAGUGGAGUGUUACAUAUAACACUGAAGACCUUGCUGGGCUGCAGGUUUUUGCUCACAACUGACCACCACACCUUUUCCGAGGCUGUGCCAAUAAAAGCUGCUCGAAGGCUCCUGA
Molecule: messenger RNA, 1556 nt
Organism: Sus scrofa (pig)
Lineage: Eukaryota; Metazoa; Chordata; Mammalia; Artiodactyla; Suidae
Gene: EIF2B2
Product: eukaryotic translation initiation factor 2B subunit beta
Biological process (GO): translational initiation
Cellular component (GO): eukaryotic translation initiation factor 2B complex
Molecular function (GO): translation initiation factor activity; guanyl-nucleotide exchange factor activity
Source: RefSeq, a predicted model, not a curated record